This is a messenger RNA of Doryrhamphus excisus (bluestripe pipefish), 4944 nucleotides long. RefSeq names its product axonemal dynein light intermediate polypeptide 1-like. NCBI's taxonomy places the organism in Eukaryota, Metazoa, Chordata, Actinopteri, Syngnathiformes, Syngnathidae. The record is from RefSeq and is a predicted model, not a curated record. Gene Ontology annotation, molecular function: dynein heavy chain binding. Gene Ontology annotation, cellular component: axoneme.
GCCAUCGUGUGUUUUCAAAGUGCUAAGAUAAUCACAGCUACUAGCUCCAAGUCACUGGGUUGACAUUUCCGGUUCUGGUCGUUCUUCUACGGGUUUGUGUUGACUCCGCAUCCGUUGCGCUUGACUGCCAUCUGCUGGAAUUAUCUGUAACAGCAGCCUGUGUCGCACAUCUUCAAUUUAUACGGCCGUGUUGAAUAUUGCAUUUUAAUGGGCAGAAUUGUACAGAAACCGAUUUAUAAAAGUUACUUCUUGAUUUGAAAAUAUCAACUUCGUCACGUCAUCAUGACCAAUGGUGACGUCAGUGUUGUUGACGCGUUGUGACUUUGCAGGGGGAAAGAUUACAAAUGCGAAGAGCUAACCCUUGUAACUCAGUCCUGAGCGGCCAUGUUUUAAAAGGCGUGCAUGGGUGACGCUCAAAAACGAGCUGGCGGGGUAAAAAUGACAAAUUCGAGUUGGCGUUUGUUUUCGGGAACGUAGCUGAAUUUCUGUAUAUACAAAUUUAGAAUUAUUAAAUAGUUGUGUAAAGCACAAUGAACGGACCUGCCGACUCUCUCCUGAAAUAUGAUUCCCCGAUUUUAAUUCCCAAAAGCGCAGAUAAAAAAACAGCAAAGGGCCGUCCUCCGAAAGCCCCCCCGAAGUCACAACCUCACAGAGCCAGUCCUCGCAAAUCCAUUGCAGCCACCCUUAAAGACAUCAAGCAGAAAAAUGAAGACAUCGUUACCUACAUGUUUCCACCCAGAAAAUGGAUGGAGGGAAACCAAGAGUGGCUGCAAAGAGUGUGCACCUCGCCGUCUACUCGAGUGGAUGUGGUGAACCUCGAGGAGGAACUGGACAGGAAGUUGUCUCAGCUGCGUGCCAUGGAGACAGGCAUCUGUCCUGCCAGACGAGAGUUAUACACCCAGUGCUUCGAAGAGCUGAUCAGACAAGUGGCCCUCAUUUGUGCCGAGAGGGGUAUCUUGUUGUUGCGAGUUAGAGAUGAGCUCCAAAUGACCAUUGCUGCAUAUCAGAAGUUCUAUGAAAGCAGUAUGGUCUUUGGGAUGAGGAAGGCUCUUUAUGACGAACAGGAGAAGGCGGCCCUGAAGGAAAAGAUUUCCGAUCUGGAGAAUAUAAAAGAGGAGCUGGUAGAACAACUUGAUCAUCAAAAAGUUAAAUGUGUGGAAAUGAAAAAAACGGCAGAAGAAAAAAAACAAGCACAGGAAACCAAGCACACGGAGCAGAUUCAGCACCUAAGAAAAAACAACCAGCAGCUCAAGAUCCAGCUGGAAGGAGCUCUCAUAGCAAGGAAGUGACUUCAGCAAAAUCUUGAAAAUGGUUUGCAAGAUUCAUAUCAACUGUUUUUAGAGCCCCAUGAAGUUUUUAGCAAGAUCCUGAGAAACUUUGCAAACUCCCGAGAAAGUCUCGUAAAAUCCUGGGAAAGUUUUGCGAGAUCUGAAGAAAGUUUAGUAAAAUCCUGAGAAAUAUUACACAGAUCCCAAGGAAGUUUUGGGAAAUCCUGAGAAGAUCCCAAGAAAUUUUUGAAAAAUUAUAAGAAACCUUUGAGAGAUUGUGCAAAUUCUUGGGAAACUUUUGAUAGAUCCCAAGAAAGUUUUGUUGAAAUCAUAACCAACUUUUGCAAGAUCCCAUGAAAGUUUUUCAAAAUCUUGAGAAACGUUUGUUUGAGCCACAGAAUAUUUAGCAAAAUCCAGAGAAAAUCUUGCAAGAUCCUGGGAAACCUUUGCUAUCCUGAGAAACAUUUUGGAGAUCCCAGGGAAUUUUUGUGAAAUCUCGAGAAACAUUUGCUAGAUCCCAAUCAAGUUUUACAAAAUCCUGAAAAAGUUUUGCAAGAUUCUGAGAAACGUUUGUGAGAUCCAGAAAGUUUUGGCAAGAUCCUGAGAAAAUUUUGCAAGAUCCCAAGAAAUUUUUGAAAAAUUAUAAGAAACCUUUGAGAGAUCCCAAGAAGGUUGUGCAAAAUCUUGGGAAACCUGAGAAAUCCCAAGAAAGUUUUGUGAAAUCAUAACCAACUUUUGCAAGAUCCCAUGAAAGUUUUUCAAAAUCCUGAGAACCGUUUGUUAGAGCCACAGAAUAUUUUGCAAAAUCCUGAGAAAAUCUUGCAAUAUCCUGGGAAAUCCUGGAAACCUUUGCCAUCCUGCGAAACAUUUUGGAGAUCCCGAGGAAUUUUUGUGAAAUCUUGAGAAACAUUUGCAAGUUUUACAAAAUCCUGAGAAAGUUUUGCAAGAUUCUGAGAAACGUUUGUGAGAUCCAGAAAGUUUAGCAAAAUCUUGAAAAUGGUUUGCUAGGAUCCAGAUAAACUUUUUUAGAGUCCCAUUAACUUUUGGCAAGAUCCUGAGAAACUUUGAAAGCUCACAAGAAAGUUUUGCAAAAUCCUGAGUAACCUUUGCAGGAACUCACAAAAGGUCAAAAGGUUUGUCAAAUCUUCAAAAAGGUUUUGCGAGAUCCUGAGAAACUUAUGUUAGAGCCCCAGAUUGUUUUAUGAGAUCCCAAGAAAAGUGUUGCAAAAUCCUAAGAAACAUCCCAAGGUCGCAAGAAAAUUUUGUGAAAUCCUGAGAAACAUUUGUAAGAAUCCCAGAAAUGUUUGUGAAAUCCUGGUAAAGUUUUGCAAGAUCCUGAGAAACUUUUGUUUGAGCCCCGGAAUGUUUUUCAAGACCAUUUAUUUCUGGUCCAUCCGGGUCAAGUCAGUGUUUUGUAACGAUGGCGGACAAGCACCCACGGGAGAGCUUUGGAGAAUUUUAAUUAGAGAUCAGGCUAAACUUUAAAAACAUGUUGUGUUGUUUACAUGGAACCAAUCUCAGAACCGUACACAGAUACACUACAGUGUCGUAUUAAAAAACAAUACAAAUAAAACAAGGUAAACAAUGGAAAAUAGAUGUUAAAUCUCAACAUAAAAUUGGCUACAAAAUACUGACUGAUCCAGAAAUACAGACUUCAAAAUGUUCCCAGAUAUGGCAUUAUAUUUUUAUUUAUCAUUUUUUUCCCCACUAUGUUUGACCGUGUACAUAUUUAAAUACAUUGAUCAUGUUUUUGCUUUUGUAUUUCCUUUUGCUAAAGUACCGAUUGUUGUUGCAUUGUUAUCUGUAAGGUGUCCUAAAAGGCGCCUAUAAAUAAAUAAAUAUAUUCUUAGUGUUGUUAGUAUAAUACAACAUAUUAAUUCAGUGAAAACAGGAGUCAAUCAAUAGCAAGUUUUAAUACAGUAAUACAUCCAGGGAGGUUCACUUUGGACAAAAAGUCAAAAACACAGAAACGUAACCAGUUCCAAAAGUCCCCAUCUGAUGGUCUAAACUAGUGAUUCUCAACUGGUUUGACUGCAUGACCCAACAUCACAGCUCAACGACCUUGAAUUCUCACACAUCCAUCCAUGGUGCACACAUGGCGUAAUAAGCAAAAAAAACGUGAGGUGCAUUCAAGGACAUCAGGUCAUUAAUUACAUUUUUUUUUUUUUUGCACAGGCGUAGACAUGCAACACUGAAAACGGCUGCGUGACCCACUUUUGGGUGCCGACCCACCAUUGAGAAUCAUUAGUCUAAACCAGGGGUCGGCAACCUUUACUAUCAAAAGAGCCAUUUUACCCCCUCGCUCACUGAAGAAAAAUAGAAUGGAGCCGCGAAACAUAAUUUAACAGCAGAAUAUAGGGGCUGCAUAGCGGUCGAGUGAUUAGCGCGCAGACCUCACAGCUAGGAGACCCGAGUUCAAUCCCACCCUCGGCUAUCUCUGUGUGGAGUUUGCAUGUUCUCCCCGUGCAAGAAAUGUGUAGCAACAUGCUCACAUCCAGAGCAAAUUGCGAGUCUCCCAAGAUUUUGAUUGACUGCCAGAUUUGGAGGGAAUUUUGGGGUAUCAAAGUAGUUCAGAGGAGAAAAAGCGGAGUUGAUCAAGUACUCUUGCUAGUAUACGGUCUCACAGAAAGUCCCAUUUUUUUCAAAAGUAAUUACAAAGAUGCAUAUUUUCCUCAUUUGGGUGUUAAAACAAAUAUUUGAGCAUUGCAAAGGGAGCCACAACAAAGAGGCUGAAGAGCCACAUGCGGCUCUGGAGCCGUAGGUUGCUGACCCCUGGUCUAAACAGUAGCUCCCAUUGUCCGCAUGAUUGCAAAAUACACGUUUUCCAAUGCGGCAAUCGGUCCUGGAACAUUUAUAUCGAUGUUUUUAGCUCCACAUGCUUAGUGACAUCACACAGCGAGUUGAGCUUGAAGAACACAAAGUAAUACAAAUCAUAGAUUGUGGUUAAAACGCAGAAUCUGAAUUGCAACACUGAUGCACAGAACUGUAAAGUAAACGCAAGCUGAUCAUAUUUGCCGGCACGUGAGAAACAGGAAGUCCUGCUGACAAAACACAUUCAGUCAUUUUCCCUUUCACAUUCUGUGCAAAUCCCACUUUUGGGAAAACUUGCGUACCAUUCAUUAUAAACAGAACAUAUAAUAUCGGUAAAUGCAAUUCCACUGUGGCUCAAUCUAUCCCCGGCAUGACAACCAGUGUGCUUACUGCAUAAUAAAUUAAUAAAUACAACCGCUUUCACAAAUAUACAAAAUAUAACGGCAGAUAAAAAUAUCCUACCACGCUGCAUUAAACCCCUAAAAUAAUAAAACGUGUAUAAAUGCUAGGGAUUAGGUUUAAUAGGAGACAAUAAGAGACGUUGCCAUCAAAAAGACAAAACGGACAUGACAAGGCCAAAAGGUUAAAAAAGGUCACAAGGCAGAAGAAGGCUUGUAAUUCAGAGACAAAAUGGCUACUUCUGUACAACACCGCGUCAUUACAUACUUUUGGUACUAGAUUAGAUACGUGAAACGGGUCUUCUGCAGAGAACCCAAAGAAAGAAACGAGCUCAAAUCUGUAGAACAUGGGUUAGUGCAGGGGUGGGCAAACUACGGCCCGGGGGCCACAUCCGGCCCGCCAAGUGUUUGAAUACGGCCCGCCCAAUCUUUCAAAAGUAUUUAAUUUAAACUCAACAUACAUACUA